Molecule: messenger RNA, 10797 nt
Organism: Acipenser ruthenus (sterlet)
Lineage: Eukaryota; Metazoa; Chordata; Actinopteri; Acipenseriformes; Acipenseridae
Product: microtubule-associated serine/threonine-protein kinase 2-like
Exons: 31
Coding region: 1004-7132 (2042 amino acids)
Biological process (GO): intracellular signal transduction; peptidyl-serine phosphorylation
Cellular component (GO): microtubule cytoskeleton
Molecular function (GO): magnesium ion binding; protein binding; ATP binding
Source: RefSeq, a predicted model, not a curated record
AUGGCCGACGCGUCGUUUUUCUAUGCUUAGCAAAUCCACACAAUCCUGCCGUACGGCGCAAGCUCUCCAGUUUCAGGAAGCGCGGAUUGAAAGGGUACUCUUCCCCCGCUUUGCUGGAUGUGUUGGUAUCUCUGCAGUCGCUCGGUUCCAGCGUGUCCAGGGCUGGCGAUUCGAUUCGAAUAAAUGAAAAAUGCAGACCCGGGGUAUUUUCAUAAUCUUCUAGUACGUGGACCGACAACCACCUGGCAGGAUACACACACACAGAGAGAAAACCCGAUCUGCUAAGGAUAUGGGAGGUGACAAAAUGUGAUUCAGUUUCACUAAUCUUUCUGUAUGUAUGUACUGCUAAGUGGCGUGGUCGAGAUGAAUGAAGCAGCAACUUCUAUAAAGAACUGCGUUCUGGGGCAGAGUGAGGCGAGUACACCACCACUGCAUUGCCAAUUAGAAGGGAUUUGACUGGCAUUUGGGAUUGGCAUUUUCCGAAAAGCGGUGUUAUACCUACAUUUAUAUAUUCCAAACUUUGACUUUUGCUUUGCCAACCUCGUAGCAAGAAGAACAUCCCUAGCACGGGUCUUCACAGCAGACACGGGGACCAAUCUGUUUUCUUAACAUAUCGGCUGAAGACAAGCAAGCACCCGGGUUUUCUGUAUACUUACUAAUUCUGACGGAGGCUUUCACAGUAUCUUAAUAACGCGCUUUUAGUAAUUUGUGGGGGAAAACAUAUCCCGGACUGAUAAAGCCACGCUGCGAAUUGAAGACGCUGUGAUGUUAAUUACAGUGGCUGAGGAAAGAGCUAACGAACGAAACGUCCAAUACUACAGCCGUAUCACUGCAGAUGCUGAGCCACUCAAAUAUACUGAUCUUAACAUUGUGAAGGCAUUUAUAUUAUAAUAGCGGACUCCUACACACGCACCCCGCUGUGUUCCGGGGCUCGCAUACAGUGAACCCUUUACAAAUAAGCCUUUGUGUUUAGCACGGGGUGAUCGAAAUCCUCUAUCAAGACAUGAAGAACUCUGAACUGCAGCAGAAGAGGAAAUUGUCAAAUCCGGACCGAGAUGAACACAGGAGGGCGAAAAAAGACGAGAAGGAUGCGAAGGAGUUUGCACCCCCGGCCCCCUUGCUCUUCAGGAAGCUCAGUAACCCCGACCUCUCGCCCUCCGCUGGAAAGGUGAAGCUGCAGAGGCAGCUGAGCCAGGAUGACGGCCGACCUCGCCGGAGCAGUCUGGCCAGCUCCCUGACAGGGAAGCAGCUCCUCCCCCUGUCCAGCAGCAUGCACAGUGGAGUGAGCCAGUUGGCAUGGCAACAGCCAGGAGAGCCCACCAACCUGGUCCGGAUGAGGAACCAGACCCUGGGGCAGUCUGCACCGUCUCUCACCGGCCCGAAGGAACUGAGUCUCCCCAGAAGAGGCAGCUUAAUCUGGCCCACGGCACACUACCGCUGCCACAGCAGCGAUGUCCUGCAGCACCUCCUUUCUCCCUCGUCCCUGGGUCCCAGUCCCCAGUACCUCCACGUCCCGGCUAGCGCAGAGGCACCCGUGUCCACCUCUCCCCUGGGCUUCCUCCCGGGCCAGCUGAACCUCUUCAGCCCCCUGAGCCUGGCUGUAGGCAACCCUUUCCAUUGGAGCUGUCGGACCAGCAACAGGAAGAGCCUCAUAGUGACAUCGGGCACCUCGCCAACGUUACCCAGACCACAUUCCCCACUCCACGGACACACAGGAAGCAGCCCUCUGGACAGCCCCAGGAACUUCUCCCCGAAUGCUGCUGCUCACUUCUCCUUUGUCCCAGCGCGCAGCCACGGGCACAGGGCUGACAGGACGGAUGGUCGCCGCUGGUCCCUGGCCUCCCUCCCCUCCUCAGGAUAUGGAACCAACACUCCCAGCUCUACGGUAUCGUCAUCCUGUUCAUCCCAGGAGAAGCUGCACCAGCUGCCAUACCAGCCCACCCCAGAUGAGCUGCACUUCCUCACUAAGCACUUCAGCUCUGAGAGCAUCACUGACGAGGAGGGGCGGAGAUCCCCCUCCAUGCGCCCCCGCUCCCGCAGCCUCAGCCCCGGGCGGUCCCCCAUCUCUUUCGACCAUGAGAUCGUAAUGAUGAACCAUGUGUACAAAGAGAGGUUCCCGAAGGCGACGGCACAGAUGGAGGAGCGUCUGGCAGAUUUCAUCUCCUCCUGCGCCCCUGAGAAGGUGAUGCCCCUGGCCGAUGGGGUCCUGAGCUUCAUCCACCACCAGGUGAUCGAGCUGUCCCGGGACUGCCUGGACAAGUCCCGCGAGGGCCUCAUCACCUCACGCUACUUCUACGAGCUGCAGGAGAACCUGGAGAAGCUGCUUCAGGAUGCCCAUGAGCGCUCAGAAAGCCGGGAGGUCGCCUUCGUCACCCAGCUGGUGAGGAAGCUGAUGAUCGUCAUUGCCAGGCCGGCCCGGCUGCUCGAGUGCCUGGAGUUUGAUCCGGAGGAGUUCUAUCAUCUGUUGGAAGCCGCCGAGGGCCAUGCCAAAGAAGGGCAGGGAAUCAAGUCGGACAUUCCCCGCUACAUCAUCAGCCAACUGGGGCUUACCAGGGAUCCCCUGGAGGAAAUGGCCCAGCUGAGUAGCUAUGACAGUGGCAACCCUGACACCCCUGAAACUGACGACUCUGUGGAUAGCUGUGGAACUGUGAUGCAGAGGAAGAAACCCCCCUGCGAGGAGGACUUUGAGAACAUCAAGCUCAUCAGCAACGGAGCCUAUGGCGCGGUGUACCUGGUCCGGCACAAGGAGACCCGGCAGCGCUUUGCCAUGAAGAAGAUCAACAAGCAGAACUUGAUCUUGAGGAACCAGAUCCAGCAGGCCUUCGUGGAGCGAGACAUCCUGACCUUCGCAGAGAACCCCUUUGUGGUCAGCAUGUUCUGCUCCUUCGAGACCAAGCGCCACCUCUGCAUGGUCAUGGAGUACGUGGAAGGUGGUGACUGUGCCACUCUGCUGAAGAACAUUGGGGCCCUGCCUGUUGACAUGACGCGCAUGUACUUUGCUGAAACGGUGCUUGCCCUCGAGUAUCUUCACAACUACGGCAUCGUUCACCGGGACCUCAAACCUGACAAUUUGCUGAUCACCUCGAUGGGACACGUCAAGCUCACUGAUUUCGGGCUCUCGAAGAUCGGGCUUAUGAGUCUCACCACCAACCUGUACGAGGGGCACAUUGAAAAGGAUGCCAGGGAGUUCCUGGACAAGCAGGUGUGCGGCACCCCUGAGUACAUCGCCCCGGAGGUGAUCCUGCGGCAGGGCUACGGGAAGCCGGUGGACUGGUGGGCGAUGGGGGUCAUCCUCUACGAGUUCCUGGUGGGCUGUGCGCCCUUCUUCGGAGACACACCAGAGGAGCUGUUUGGACAAGUCAUCAGUGAUGAAAUCAUCUGGCCUGAAGAAGAGGAUGCACUGCCCCCUGAAGCAGAGGAUCUCAUCUCCAAGCUCCUCAGGCAAAACCCUAUGGACAGGCUGGGAACAGGCAGUGCGUUUGAGGUGAAGCAGCACCGUUUCUUCUCUGACCUCGACUGGAACAGUUUACUGCGGCAGAAGGCAGAGUUUAUCCCCCAGCUGGAGUCGGAGGACGACACCAGCUACUUUGACACUCGCUCUGAUCGCUACCACCACGUGGACUCAGAAGAGGAGGAGGACACGAAUGAUGAAGAGCAUGUAGAAAUGCGUCAGUUCUCCUCCUGUUCCCCUCGCUUCAGCAAGGUGUACAGCAGCAUGGAGCGCCUGUCCCUUCACGAGGAUAAGAAGACCCCGCCUCCCACCAAGCGCAGCCUGAGCGAGGAGGGCACUGGCAAGAUGGACAGCCUGAGUGGGCUCAAGUCCCGGGACCGCAGCUGGAUGGUGGGCUCGCCUGAAAUCCUGCGGAAGCGCCUGUCCGUGUCGGAGUCCUCGCACACGGAGAGCGACUCCAGCCCCCCGCUGACGGUGCGCCGCCGCUGCUGCUCCGCCAUCAUCGAGAUGCCACGCUUCGCCAUCUCCACCGAGGACGAGAGCUCCAGGAAGGGCCCCCCUGCCAGCUGGGGUCCCCGAGGGGAGGAGCUCCCCCUCACCAUUCCCGAGCAGCCCCUGGAGAGAGAGCUGCGGCUGGAUGAGUCCCCCACCACCCCCGGCUCCACCAGAACCCUGGGCAAGAGCACGCUGACACUUGGCAGCUCCAAUGAACUCUCUGAGCGCUCUUCGCGGUGCAACAGCACUGAAGUUUCGGACAACGCCACACCCAAGGCCAUCAGCGACCUGGCAGCCCGGCGCGCGCGGCACAGACUGCUCUCCGGGGAGUCGCUGGAGAAACGCACCUCGCGGCCGCUUAGCAAGGUCAUCAAGUCAGCCUCCGCCACCACGCUGUCCCUCAUGAUCCCGUCCGAUCACUACAGUGGCUCCCCUCUGGCCAGCCCGAUGUCACCCCAUUCCCUCUCGUCAAACCCGUCCUCGCGAGACUCAUCCCCCAGCCGCGACUACUCGCCCGCCAUCAGCAGCGUCAAGCCUGCGAUCGUGAUCCACCGCGCGGGCAAAAAGUACGGCUUCACGCUGCGGGCCAUCCGUGUCUACAUGGGGGACACAGACGUCUACACAGUGCACCACAUGGUCUGGCAUGUUGAAGAGGGCGCUCCAGCACACAAUGCUGGUCUGCGGGAGGGUGAUCUGAUCACUCACGUCAACGGGGAGCCGGUGCACGGCCUGGUCCACACAGAGGUGGUGGAGCUCAUCCUCAAGAGCGGCAACAAGGUGUCCAUCUUGGCCACUCCCUUCGAGAACACGUCCAUCAAAGUGGGUCCGGCGCGCAAAGCCAGCUACAAGUCCAAGAUGGCCCGGAGGAACAAGAAGACGAAAACUAAAGAAGGUCAAGAGAGUAAAAAGAGGAGCUCCCUUUUCAGGAAGAUCACGAAGCAGGCGUCCCUGCUGCACACGAGCCGCAGCCUGUCCUCCCUGAACCGCUCGCUGUCGUCCGGGGAGAGUGUCCCGGGCUCCCCCACCCACAACCUGUCCCCUCGCUCCCCCACGCAGGGCUACCGAUCCACCCUCGACUCGGCACACUCCGUUGGCGGCAACUCUUCCCAGAGCAGUUCUCCCAGCUCCAGCGUCCCGAACUCUCCAGCCAGCUCCGGCCACAUCCGGCCCAGCUCCCUGCAUGGCCUGGCCCCCAAGCUGCAGCGCCAGUACCGCUCCCCUCGCCGCAAAUCUGCAGGAAACAUUCCGCUGUCCCCCCUGGCCCGGACCCCCUCCCCGACGCCCCAGUCCACCUCACCACAGCGCUCCCCCUCCCCCCUGUCCGGUCACUCUCUGGGCAGCUCUAGCGUCACCCAGUCCUUUCCGGUCAAACUGCACUCUUCUCCCCCUCUCGUCCGCCAGAUCUCCCGGCCCAAAAGCGGCGAGCCCCCUCGCUCCCCUCUGCUCAAGAGGGUGCAGUCUGCGGAGAAGCUGGCCUCCUCCCUCUCCUCCUCUUCCUCCCCCUCCCCCUCCUCCUCCUCCUCCUUGGACAAGAAGCUGGCCUCCUCCCGCAAGCACAGCCUGGACAUCUCGCACUCUGAGUUCAAGAAGGAGAUGAUGCAGCGGGACCCCAGCCUCCAGAGUCUGCAGGAGUCGGCCAGCGAGACCCUCCUGGGCAGCAGAAAGGCCCCCGUCGAGAAGGGGAUGCUGCAGAAGCCGUCGGCCCGCAAGCUGGGCCGCCAGGAGCCGCCCGAGGGGGCAGGAGCUGCCGCAAGCAACAGCAAACUGAAGGACAAGCUGUCGGCGAUCCGGCAGGACCGCGCAGAGAGGCGGGAGUCUUUGCAGAAGCAGGAGGCCAUCCACGAGGUGGACUCCUCCGAGGACGAGACGGAUGAGGGCUCUGAGGACAGCCAGGACGGGAGGAGGCUGAAGCACAGGAUUGAAACAGGGCGCAAGGACUCUGCCGACGAGGACCCCUUCCUGCCACCUGAGCCCUAUGUGAAAACAAUGCUGGUCCAGCCACCCAAGAGCAGUGCAGCAGCAGCAGCAUUAUCCUCAUCACCUCCGGCAAGCCAGCUGCAGUGUGCAGGACAGACGAUCAGACCAUCAGAUAAACUGGAGCCUUCGUCUACCAGCUCUGUUAAAGCAACCGAAGCACAACAGAAAUCACUUCAGACCACAACCCCCACAGCGGAGGUUCCUAAAGACAUAUCCAGGCUCGCCGGCCCAGCGGCUCGGAUCCAUCAAGGCAUCCAGACAGCUGCUCCUGGGAAAUUGUCUGCGUCUGGGAUUCAGAGUGCUUUUACACCACUGAAGGAUGCUUUUCUAAAGUCGGCCCCGGGUAUCUGCACUCUGGCCCCUGCAGCUACGGCUAGUGAGUCUCUGACUGUGACUUCAAAAGACACUAAAUGCACUCCAAAGCAGGUCCCAGAAAACAAAGAAAAGAGCAGCAGCCUUUCGGGGAGAAUCAGCGACAAGUCCCUGAAGCCCAGCCAUGCCCUGGAAGUCAAGCCACUCACUCCUGCCGUAGACUGCCAAGCCAGCCCUGCCCCAGCUGAGGGCAUCUGCAAGGAGAAGAAGGAAGGGGACAAUAAGAGGAACCAUGCCAUCGCUGCAUCGACUGCUCCUGUUCCAGCUAGCACCACUGACAAGAUAACGCCACUCGUGUCCCAGCUAGCCACGGUGGCCAAAAGUGUGCUCGGACCGGUCAAGCUGAGCAUCCCUGGAGCGAAGGAGGCUUUUGAAAAAGCCAGAGAGAUGCAGCCGGAAGACUGCCUCAACACAAAGGGAAAGGAGCAGGGGAAAGCCAAGCAGGAGCAGGACAGGCUUGAUGCGCUCAAGACGUCUACUUCGGCGGGACAGGCGUCGUCCUCCAAGCAGACAAGCCCUCUGCUCCCACUGGUGUCCGAGUCUGCACCCAGAGAGCCUGCACUGAAAACUGAAAUGGGUCCCAUGAAGACCCCGGGAGACAGGAGGAAAACCAUGUCGGUUAAAGAAUGUGCCCAGGUGAUGUGCGGUAAAACGGCUGGUAGCGCCCCCUACCAGCAGGUCAGUUGCAGUGCCCUACGUAAGGAAGUCCCCCAGACAGUGAGACAGUCAGAGACGGGGGACCAAAAGAGAGGACAGGAAUUGCAGGUGUUGCAGAAAGCAGCUGCAACAGCAGCAACGUCGACGACGACACAAGACAAAGUUUACAGGAAAACGUAGCAGCAUCGCCGGAGGAGAAACUCGCACUCCAGCUUCCAAUAACAAAAUAAAGACUGCAUGUUUAAAAACUUUAUACGAAACACGAAUCACAAACAAACAAAGGAAAUCCAGAUACAGAAUUAGGGUUUUUUUGUACAUUUUUUUCAUACACAGUUAGCUUUUUUUUGUAAAUGACGGGGCAAGAAAUAAACAGCUUCAAUUAAACGUUCAGAGAGUAGCUCUAUUUUUUUUUUUGGCUCACCACUACCAAGUUUCAGUCUGAGCCCGCAGUUGUUUUCUUGCUAAUGGAACAGGUUGUGCCUUAAUGAAUACAAUCUUUCAGAAACAUCUGCAUGACUUGGAUGAAAGAAGAUUGAGAAUUCGAGCUAUUAAAGUAGCCGAUGCAUAACGCUAUCUAUAAAAUACAUUUCAGACCUGUUCAAAGCAAUGCCUUUCUGUCAUUCAUGCUCCAUUCGUUUCCAGCAGAAACACUCCUUUUACAAUACAGCAUUGCAAGACUUAACUCCAGCAAAGUGGAUGUUUUUUAGAUCUAUUUUAUAUCAUGAACACUAAAAAAAAAAAAAAAAAAAAAAAAAAGCAGACAGCGUCAGGAGGCAUGUUCAGUAGUCCCGUACUGCUCCGUGCUGAUCGCAUGCCUUGCCCUGGUAGAGGUGCCCUUGCUAACCAUGUACAAGCUGUCUAACCUGUCCUGACCGAUGCACACACGCGAACAUUAUGCUGGUCUACUCUGUAACACAGUGGAGAAUCAGAUGAUUAAAUACAAACGUCUGAGUGGGAGGUAGAGGAAGGCGUCUGUGAGAUUCCUGUGUUGGUUGUCAUUUCAGCAGUCAAGGUGCUGGAAGAGUACCUUCGCUCCUUGAACAACUGCAAGGGCCAGAUGAUGCAGCAGCCAGCCAGCCAGCGGACUGCUGAUGAAGCAGCUCUGCAAAAGGGACGCGAUACAAAAUAAAGGACAUCAAACAAGACCAAUGGUUAUUUCUAGCCCUGCUGCUUUUUUUUUUUUUUUCCCCAGUUUCGUUUAUUAAAUUUAUUAAAAUAUAUAUAUGUUUUUUUUUUUGGACCAACCUAAUGUUUUUUUCCACAGCUGUCAAACUUCCCUGUGAGUGUGUGUAAUUGUUGUGUAGUGUGUGAUUUGUGUGUAAAGCAAGUUUGCAUACACUGUGACUCUCUACCAGGCUGCCCUUGAAUGUGAAACAUUGUGACAAUAUCAUCUUUUAAUACGUGGGGAGGGACCUCUGUCUCAACAGGACUGUACCUUCAUGAGAUGUAGUAUUGCUGUGCACAGUUAGGAGGUGUUGUACGGUCAGGGUUAGAAUAGUAUGGAAAAUUCAGAAUCCCUCAUUAAAUUAAACAGACCAGUCUGUCCUGUUACACAGAAGGGAGUCAGUCAAGAAAACAAAGUAGCAUUGAGAUUCGUCAUUACUAAACCCAAUCCAAGGCUGCUCACGCAUUCACCAUGACAUUUGCGCUAUCUCAGUUUGCCUACUGACAGAUAGCCAUGUCACUCUGUGUUGUAUGUGCCAGCAUUGAAGGAAAUAUUUUCAAAGAGGGCAUUUAAAAAAAAUAAUUAAGAAAUGUGGCAAAGGCACGUACCCACACCAGGUGUGUGCUUUUACCAUUGGGUAAUGUUUCACAGAUCUGCUUUAGGACCUGGAUUUGUAGAAACACUUGCACCUCAACCAGCCUUAGUUUAAGUUUGCACUAACAACAAAAAGACUCUCUGGGAUAAUACAGGUUUCCUGAAGCGCUCAGAAAAGGGUUACGACUUUUACUGUAACGUCGCGUUUUCAUCUUCCACUGCCUUCUAUUGUGUAUCUAAAUAAAGCUACGGAGUCUCUGGUUCUCUCUGAUGUUUUAGACACUUUAAAAAAAAAACAAAAAAACAUCACUUCUGAAAAGGCUUAGGCUUAGCUUUGACGUGCCACUGCCAUGGCAGGCUCAGCGAGUGCAAUCGGGAAUGCAGCGUGCCACGAACACUGGAAAAGAUCCCUCUGUAUCAGUCUGCAAAUGGGGUGCGUUCCGCCACUCAGUUCCUUUUGAGAGAUGCCCAUGCAGUGGCCUGCUUGUUAAAGGUGAAAGAUAGCAAGAGAUGUCCUUUCCUGCCUUGCAAAUAAAUAAAUCAAGCUGUGAGGCUAAAGCAGCCUUUUUAAAUGUUUACACAUCGAUACAGCAGGAUUAAUAAGCAGUGCUCCAUAGGAAAAAUUACAGGACAAGUUCAAUGAAGGGUCUAGUUCAAUAAUUGAGAGCUCAUUUGGAAUGAAAACCAGCAGACACGGGGUCCCCAGGACCAGGGCUGGGAACCACUGCUCCAGCUAGCUAAUGCAUUUCUAAAGUCGGGGUUCAAUUUGAAAUCGUUCUGUUUAGUUUUUUUCGUAUGGUGCAUUGUUUGUAAAUGACCCUCUGUUUAAAAGAAGACAUGUUUCUGUAGACUGUACAUAUUGUGACCCAGUCUUUCUUCCUUCUUCUCUGGAUUAUACUGUGUGACAGUAUGGUACGACAGCAUUGCCGAUAACCAGGGAUCAUCAUUUACUGCUUUAGCUAAUCUCAUGUCAUUUAUUACAAUUCCACGUGGUACUCCACCCUAAACCAUUUGUGUAGAAAACUGAUUUGAUUUGAUGUGAAAGAGGAGCUUUCCACCUUGGUGUCCACCUGGCCAUGUUGGUCUCUGAAUUGCCAUCUUAGUAAUCCUCCAGCAACCACAUGCAUCUAAAUGAAAAACCUGUUCAUCGUCGUUGGGGGGUGGGGGGGUUAUAGUUUUGGACUUCAUCCAAGCGUUAAACAUUUAAAAUCAUAAACGUUUUAACCGUAUUUAAAAAAUAAUUCUUGUCAAGUUCUAGGUGUUAGGCAAAGUGUUUUAUACAGUUUGCAAGGAUGAUUUUAUUUCAUAUUCAAUAUUUAUUCAUUGGGUUUUCAUGCUGUACAUAGUCUUAUGAACAUGAAUGGGUAAAGCAAUUCAUAAUAAUAAAACUAAACUAAAUGUGUCAGGCAGUCAUGUGGAGGGUUUUAUGACUGGUAACAGGAAUUUCAGAUAUGUCUGUUCUUAAAGUUUAAACGUUAAACAGGACGGGGCACCCCUGAUUGGCAUUGCAAGAGUCUUGAUCGCUGCUGUGGAUCAAAGUUGGAACUUUGAAUGGGAACUUGUGUGUGUCCAGCUAUCACCAGUGGACCAAAACCAACCGGUGACCUCUCGCCUCUCUGCCUCUGUCUGCUUCCUGGUUCACUUGGCCAUCUAAUCACUGUGUGUGUUUUGUGUGUGUGUGUUUUUGAUUUUUGACGGUUAGUUUGGUCUUCACCUCAAUAUUACACCACACACAUUCCUAGAGGGUGCCUGUGUGUUUUUAACUGACUGGAUCUAAAUAAACAGAGAUGCUAUUUAUUGUAUAUAUAUAGAUGUGUGUCUACUCUUAGCAGUGCUGGGUGUUUGGUAGAAACUGGUGCCACAGGGUGUUUAGCAGUAAGGAAGGGUUGUGUGAAUGUUUGGAUAUGAAGAGUGCGAAGAAUUGAAAUUUUCUUUUUUUGUGGUUUUUUUCUUUUUGUUUUUUGGGGAGGAACUUGAAGUCGCUACAGUAAACCAGUGCAAUAAUUAUUAUUAUUUUAAAUGUUGUAACCGCAUGUUGAUGUUAAACCCUCCUUCUCAAUAAUAAAGUUCAUUUUUUAUGUAAAAA